This is a messenger RNA of Paramecium tetraurelia, 852 nucleotides long. RefSeq lists its product as uncharacterized. The record is from RefSeq and is a predicted model, not a curated record. Lineage: Eukaryota; Ciliophora; Oligohymenophorea; Peniculida; Parameciidae. The transcript is spliced from 4 exons.
AUGAAUAAUUCAAGAUCAACAGUCAAAAAAGGAACAAAUAAUCUUCCAAUUUAAACUGGAGACUUGGAAGAAUAUAUAUAAAUAUUAUAUGAUCAUUAAAAGAGCUGUGAGAAGGCAGGGAAAUAUUUGGAAGCAGAUUAAGCAAAAAAAAGAUUGGGGGAAUUAAAAAAAGAUUUGGAUUAAAAAAAUAAGUUUGAGGUCAAGGAUAGACAUACCAAUGAAAAAUCAGAAAUUGAGAAGGCUCAUCUUGAAGAAUUUAAUCAAUUUAACGAAUUCUGGGAUCAGAAAAUGGCUGAAUUUGAUUAGGAGGCAUAGAGAGUGAAAGAAUAGGUUCUUUAAAGACAAGAUGAAGAGUUGAGUCAAUUCACAGAUGAAUUAGAAAACUCAAUUCCUGUUAAACCAAAGGAUUCAGCAGAACUACUUAGUUUAAGAAAGACUGAGGAAUCUUUGGCAAGAUAAGAAAAUUACCAAGAGGCUCAUGUCACUUAAUAAAGGAUUUUAUCAAUGGAGAGAGAUGAAUAUGAAAGAUGGAAUUAAUAAAGAUCAUGUAAGAUCAAAAAUCUGAUUCUUCAACUUAAACAAAAACAAAGCAAUGAACUUAGUGCUUUACAGUAAAGAAUUCUUUCCGGAUAAGAAGAACAACGAAAGAUUAGAUCAUAGGAAUUGGAGAAAUUAUUAUAAAAGUAUUAGAAUGUGAGAAAGGAAUUGAGCAGUUAAUAGAAUUAAGAAAUCACAAGACUUGAUAAGACUAUGAAAACUUAAUCAAUUAUGUAGUAAUCAAGAAUGAACUCAUCCAAAAUGUAGGGUUCUGCAAUGAGAAAAGGGGAUGAAGAAAAUUACUAUAUUAAAUGA